This is a messenger RNA of Drosophila takahashii, 1508 nucleotides long. Its product is annotated as EF-hand domain-containing family member B. Lineage: Eukaryota; Metazoa; Arthropoda; Insecta; Diptera; Drosophilidae. The record is from RefSeq and is a predicted model, not a curated record.
CUCAACACAUACAUCUAAAAAACAUGGCCAAUAGGGGACUUUUUGUAGACAGAAACUCAAAUAUUCCAGCUGCAGGUUUAACCACUAUUGGAUUAGAUGACGAGGGAAAUGUUAAGCAUUGUUUAAGUAUCACAAAUCCUGAAGAAUUAGCCGAGAGUCUGGUGAAAACGAAAUGCGGACAGAUCAAGCAGGACUAUUACACCAUGCCAGCGGUGUCAGUAAUUCCCAGCAACAGCUUACGGGAUUUGUUGACCAGUGAGCUGAAAAAGUCCCGCUUUAUGUCCUUCAAGGAGAAGUUCUAUGAGGAGAUGUACUUCAAGAAACCGCACUUGGGCCAAGUUAGAAAAACUUUCUCCAAACCGGACAGCGUGAGCAACCACAGCCAAACCUUUGGAAGUCCAUCGAGCGCAGCUCCCUCGGAAUCCCUUUAUACAAUCGUAAUGCCAAAGAAGUCGGCGGAGCAAGUAAAUAAGGAGUACGAAGCGUUUCACGACAAGUACAUUAUCAGCCACAAUCACUACUUUCCAUCGGAGCAGGUAAAUCGAAGAUAUACCCAACCAUUUGAUCGAAACUCCCCUUGUGGAGAUUUUCAAAGCCUUGGCGACUUUGGACUGAAAGUGAAGCGAUGUCUUGAGGAAGGUGAAAAUCAUCUAAAGGUUAUUGGGAAGGCUCAAGUAGACUUUAUGAAUCGCACCGAAGCUCCCUUGGGAAAGAAAUUCAAAAAGUAUUCUUGUGCGGUUCCCGAUAUAACUUUUGGUACCCCUCUGCGCAGCAAUGGCGAUGUAAAGAUGAUACUUAAUAAUAUCGAACCGUGCGAUAAAAAUAACCGACUAUUGGACGCCAUCGCCUAUUUGAACAAGAAGCGACACAAUUUAAGAAAGCCACUUGACUUUCAUAUGCAUAGUCUGAGAACCUUACUGGAAAGCAGCGAUAACAAUAAAUCGGGACACUUGUCGCUGGCACGGAUCAUGGAAAUCCUAGCAAAGUUCCACAUCCACCUGGAUUUUACAAAAAUCCGUGUUGCCUUGUCUCAUUUUCAGAUGAUAAUCGACGAGGGUUGCGCCACGGAGCGUGUAAAUUAUGUGGAUUUCUUUCGGCUUCUCUCCAUUCAUGAGCCAAUGCCUAAAACAGGAAGUAUGUCCAAUGUGUCCGGUAUCAGUUGCAUGGACACCACUUAUCGAUCACUCUGCGAAGAUCGUCAAAAGAAGUGCAAUGAAGAUCGAAUAAUCAUGAACCAGAAACUCGAAGAGGAAAAAACCUGUGUAAAGGAUCUCGUAACCCCGGAUCUGUCAACAUUACGUGGCCUAAAACCCAGUGAUUUCUUCCGAUUGCGGCCCAAAGUGGAAAUCGAACGUAUCUUCCGAAGACUCGUCCCAAUGGAUAAAUUCGAGGCUAUUUGGCAGAGACUUAUGGUUCAGUUUAGGGAUCAGAAUGAAAUGGCAUCAGUCACUCAGUUUCGUACCGAGAUGCACAACAAAAUAGAAGAUCUAAUAAUGUCUAAUGUAUAA